Molecule: messenger RNA, 566 nt
Organism: Cottoperca gobio
Lineage: Eukaryota; Metazoa; Chordata; Actinopteri; Perciformes; Bovichtidae
Gene: cox6b1
Product: cytochrome c oxidase subunit 6B1
Exons: 5
Coding region: 172-432 (86 amino acids)
Cellular component (GO): respiratory chain complex IV; mitochondrion
Source: RefSeq, a predicted model, not a curated record
AAAAGAAACCACACCUCAGACUGCACGCAUGCCACAUCGUUGGAGCGUGCGCGCGGGGCGCACACUGCUUAUCAGAGGAACACUUUCACCGUCCGGUAUAAAAGUCACUUUGAGCUGGAGCCUGAUACUGCCACGAAGCAUCCCAUUGAUAUUCUCUUGACCGAGGUGAACAUGGCUGAGGACAUUAAGACCAAGCUGGAGAAAUAUCACACUGCUCCCUUUGAUGCCAGAUUCCCCAACCAGAACCAGACCAACAACUGCUGGUCCAACUACCUGAACUUCCACCGCUGCCAGAAAGCUCUGGAUGCUAAAGGAGUAGACUCGGCCCCGUGUGACUGGUACAAGAGGGUCUUCCAAUCAAUCUGCCCCUUAUCCUGGAUCCAGAAAUGGGACGACCAGAGAAGCGAGGGGAUCUUUCCAGGGAAAAUCUAAAACAGCUGUCGGUCUGCAGAGAUGUAAACCUCUCAGCUAAACAUCUGUACUUGUGGCGGGGGGGGGGGGCCACGUGGCUGUAACUGAACCGUCAUUCCUCACAACUCUGCAUUAAAGCAUCUCAGGAUAUAUGU